AUGGCUAUCGAAACCCCCAUGGAUCGGCCUGCGCCCGCCGCGGAGAGCGUUGUCACACCGCGACAAACCGACAUUGACGAGAAGCACGUGAUGGACGUUACGAAUAACUCAAGUGAAGAGCAUAAAGAAAAAAAGGAUUUCCCGUUGACCUGGAAACUCAUCGCUCUCAUAAGCGGCGUUGCCCUCUCCUGGGGCUCAUCGUUCUCCGAAAAUACACUCGGUCCGCUGAAGAGCACGAUGAUAAAACAGCUAAGCAUCAAUAACUCCCAGUACGGAGCCAUCUCCUCCGCCACGUCACUGGUUAAUACAAUCCUUCCCAUAGUGGGUGGAUAUGGACUCGAUCAUUACGGCGUUGAAUGGGGCUCGAUGGCUUGCUCUGUUGUGAUAUUAGUUGGGGCGGUAGUUUCAGCGUCUGGCUCAAACAACAACUCAUUCGCUCUUGUAGUGGCUGGUCGAGUCAUCAUGGGAUUUGGCAGCACUGUAAUUGAGACGUGCACAUCAAAGAUCCUUGCGCAUUGGUUCCAACAUAGAGGCCUUGGACUUGUAUACGGGCUUGACUUAGCAGUUGGAAAGUUAAUUGUACUCAUUGCCAGGGCUACUGCUGUUCCAAUGCGGGACGCUGCCGCUUUUUGGGGUUGGGCACUAUGGGUUCCUGCUCUAGUUUGCUUCGUAAAUUUGUUGCAAAACAUCUUCUACGUCUGGUGGGCCAAAGGUCGUCCACAAUGGACGCACAUGCCAACGGGUCAACAGCUAGCAAGAGAGAAGGCAACGUCUAGAAAACACCCGCAUGCAGAAAAUGUGGCCACGAAGAGUACAUGCUGGACCGGCGCACUUCCCAACUUGAACGCUCUAGUCAGCGUUCCGCGUUUCUUCUGGCUUAUUGCCUGCACCCAAAUUCUGCAGGCCGGUGUUGUUGGUGGUUUCAAUGGCCUCAACGCCGACAUAAUCUCUCAGACCCGAGGGUCCACAGCCCAGCUUGCUGGUUACACAUCAGCUGUACAACAAGUUAUUCCUGUCGUUUGCGCGCCAUUACUUGGCAUCUAUUUUGACACCUUCGGCCACAGGAUGUUAUUUGUGAGUCUGACGUCAGCUAUUUGGAUCUUGGUGUACUGUCUCAUUGGGUACACCCAGACAAAUGCAUUAGGCGCAAUGGUCAUCGCCUCCUUGGCAUCAACAAUGAAUGCACUACCUUUCUUGGCAUCGAUUCCUCUAAUCGUGCCAGACCAAGUGGAACUUGGUCUGGUGUUUGGCAUUUGGAAGGUUCUUAACAACAGCGGAAGUGUGGUUGUUGACAUGAUUGCCGGCCGACUCCAAGAUAUCACCCCUGAAGGCACAUACGAGCGUGUGAUUGCAUUUUUCGUAGCUGUGAAGGGCCUUGAGUUCUGUCUCGGUCUGUUUUAUGGCGUCCUCGACAGGAAAUACCUCUCUGGCAUUCUUACCAUGAGCGAAAAGAGGCGCAUCAGAAUUGAAAAGGAAGGAAGGCUUAAAGAUCCUGUUGGUCGAAAAUCUUCGAAGAUCUUUACCGCAGUAGGGAUUUCCCUGCUUUCCGCCAUGAUUAUACUUGCUUGGAUUUUGUUUAUUAUGUAUUCUAUUUAA
This is a messenger RNA of Colletotrichum truncatum, 1596 nucleotides long. RefSeq names its product major facilitator superfamily transporter. NCBI's taxonomy places the organism in Eukaryota, Fungi, Ascomycota, Sordariomycetes, Glomerellales, Glomerellaceae. Gene Ontology annotation, biological process: transmembrane transport. The record is from RefSeq and is a predicted model, not a curated record. Gene Ontology annotation, molecular function: transmembrane transporter activity.